This is a messenger RNA of Betta splendens (Siamese fighting fish), 3604 nucleotides long. RefSeq names its product collagen alpha-1(VIII) chain-like. The transcript is spliced from 4 exons. The coding region runs from base 360 to 2573 and encodes 737 amino acids. Lineage: Eukaryota; Metazoa; Chordata; Actinopteri; Anabantiformes; Osphronemidae. The record is from RefSeq and is a predicted model, not a curated record. Gene Ontology annotation, molecular function: protein binding.
UGUUGUUCUCUUUGUGUUUUCCUCCCUCUUUCUCUCACAUGCGUGCACGGAUCGGCUUCUCCUCUCGCAGCUCGCGCUGCUCCACCCACCUGCAGAUAAAAGCCAAACCCUCAGCAGGGCUGCCGUUCAGUGUGUGUCCCAAACUCCUCGUAAGUGCGAUCCUCCGCAGCCUGCAGCAGCAGCAGCGCACGCAGAAGGGCCCAGCAGGACUGCAGCUAACACCUGGUUGGAUUCAACGCAUGGCCAUCGUCCCACUCAUGCCUUGAAAAAAACCCAAGAAACAACCUAAAGUGAGGGGAAGUAGAGGCUAAAGAAACACUCACAGCUUUGGGUUAGAGAGGAGCAGAAGUCAGUUAAAAAUGGUGGCUGUACCACUCCAUUCCCUCUACCUUCUCAUCAGUGUCUUACAGCUGGGUUUUUUACAAAAGGCCCAAGGCGGAGCAUAUUAUGGACAUAAACAACCACCCCAACAGCACCAGCCCCUGCCACAGUACAAUGAUGGGUAUCCACAACAACAGUUUCUGGGCAAUGAGAUGCCAAUAAUGCCAUUACUGCCUCAGUAUGGAAAAGAGCUUCCUCAUCUGCCUUUGCAAAAGGGCAAAGAAAGACCAUUGAUUGAGGGCAAAGGACAAACAUUCCCCAGAGGAUCUAAAGGGCCACUUCCCCCUCUUCCUAGUGGAGAAGGUCUUCGAGAGGGACCACAAGGUAUUCAGGGUCCCCCAGGACCUACAGGACCACCAGGACCACAAGGCCCCUCUGGACUACCAGGCCAGGGAUUUCCAGGAUUACCAGGAAAACCAGGGCCUCCUGGUCCUCAAGGAUACCCGGGUUUAGGAAAACCUGGCAUGCCAGGAUUGCCAGGAAAACCUGGAGGACCUGGACUACCAGGACCCAAAGGUGAUCUAGGUCCAAGUGGUGGUGAAGGACCAAUUGGGCUUCCGGGGCCUGCGGGUCUACCAGGUCCUCCUGGUCUCCCUGGGGUUUCAAAACAAGGAGGACAAGGCCUUCCAGGGCAGCCAGGUCCUUUAGGAGAGCCUGGUUAUAAAGGUCCAAUUGGGUUACCUGGUGCUCCAGGCCCCAAAGGAGAGAGUGGAAUUGGUCUACCUGGUUUGCCAGGUUUAAAAGGACCUAGUGGACCACCGGGUCCACCUGGACAAGUGGGCCUCCCUGGUGUUGGUAAAACUGGCCUUAAUGGUCUUCCUGGACAACCAGGAAUACCAGGAAAGCCUGGUUCCCCUGGAGAACCAGGACCAGCAGGGCCACCUGGUGAAGUAGGCCAGCCAGGACCACUAGGUCCGCCAGGAAUCGGAAUACCUGGGAAAGAUGGUUUGAGAGGUUCAUCUGGGCUCAUGGGAGGGAAAGGGGAGCCAGGCCCUCCUGGUUUACCAGGUGGUCAUGGCUUGCCUGGUUAUGGUAAACCAGGGUUUCCAGGACCUAAGGGUCACAAGGGACAUGCUGGUCUUCCUGGACCACCAGGCAUUAAAGGAGAUAAAGGUUUUGAGGGUCUUCCAGGUGUCAUUGGUCCCACUGGCUCUAGUGGUAUGCCUGGGCCACCUGGUCCAAUAGGGCCCCCUGGUAGUCUUGGUUUCCCAGGGCAAAGGGGAGAGGAUGGCGCUAUGGGACCAAGGGGAAAUCCAGGAAUGAAGGGUGAUUUAGGGCCUCCAGGGGUUCCAGGACAGGCAGGUAGGCCAGGAGAAGGUGGGCAACCUGGACCAAGAGGUUUACAAGGGCCCAUUGGCCCUAAGGGAUUGGCUGGUGUUAGAGGUUUACCUGGUGCCUCUGGAGCUGCUGGAUUACCUGGACCAAGAGGAGAGGGAGGGCAACGUGGAGAAAAUGGUCACCAGGGCCCACAAGGCAUUCCAGGCCUCACAGGACCAGGGGGACCUAUUGGGCCUCCUGGGCUACCAGGACAAAAAGGUGAAAUGGGUCUGCCUGGUAAACCUGGUUAUCCUGGUGAGGGAAAGACAGGUCCCUCUGGUCAAAUUGGCCCACAAGGCAACCCUGGGCCCAGUGGCCCACCUGGAUUUCCAGGACAACCUGGACAACCUGGACCCCCAGGUCCCCCAGGGCCUCCUUCAUUUCCUGAUCUCGGACAGAUCCUCCCUGUAAGUGGGCCGUUCACGGGCCAAGGUUACAAAAAGACAAAGAAUGGAGGGGAUAUUGGAGGAAGUGCUCUAGAGAUGCCUGCAUUCACAGCUAAACUCACAAACCCAUUCCCCCUUGUUGGUUUGCCCAUCAUUUUUGACAAACUCCUACAUAAUGGCAAUCAAAACUACAAUCCUCAAACUGGUAUUUUCACAUGUAGUGUACCUGGAAUCUAUUACUUUGCUUAUCAUGUUCAUUGCAAGGGAAGUAAUGUUUGGGUGGCACUGAUGAAGAACAAUGAGCCCGUAAUGUACACUUAUGAUGAGUACACAAAGGGCUUGCUGGAUCAGGCUUCAGGGAGUGCUGUACUCCCACUAAGACAAGGAGACAGUGUCCAUGUACAGCUGCCAUCAGACCAGGCAGCAGGUCUUUAUGCAGGUCAAUAUGUCCACACAACUUUUUCUGGAUACCUAUUGUACACAAUGUAAGAACGCACAUAGCAAAUUUGACUGUAAUGAUAGUAAUACUACUUCAGGCUCAAAGGUACAAUCUAGGUCAAGUUGAAUAGUUUACAAAAAAGCUAGUGUUUUUUGUAUCUGUUGGCACAUACAUCAAAGGACAGUGAAUGAAAAAAGGGCAAAAGUAUAUAAAUAUUGUCAAACAUUCUUCCUGGAAUAUGAAAGUUUACUUGUGUGGAAAUUUGGAGAGCAAAUGAAUCAUAUUAAUGAAAAUUUCCGUUUUGUAUAUGUAUGUUUUUGCAUUUACGCUUAUUCGUUCAUAUACAUUCAUACGCAAUACACCAGUGUUUUCGACAGGCCUGGAAUAAUUAUGCUGCAGAACUGAUUAACCUUUGACAGUUUUUUGCUUUACAUUUAUGUACUGUAUACUGGGCACAUAAGAACAUAUUGGUUUUAUUAUACAUUGCAUUUACUCAAUGUUAUCAUAGGUGGUCUGUGUAUUUCAUACCGUUAUUAAGUUAUUAUUAGUCAGACAUUUUUCUAUUGUGAAAAAGAAAUAAUGCGGCAAAAUGUUACUUUGAAGUUAUACAUUUAAGCAUUUCAUUAUUCAUACCAUUCACAGGACACAAAAAAAAUAUUUUAUCACAAUUUGGCAGGUGAAGCAUCUUUUCAUGUUUUACUUUUGACCAUUGAUGACAUAGAUUUGCUUUGUAGUAAGUUCUUUGAACAGUUUUUGUGCCUUUGUCAGAAUUCUCUAUAAUUUAUUUGUUUGACUACUGAUGAUCUGAGAGUGUUUUGUUGAUACUACACAAGGAAAUUCAUUCCAAAAUCCUAAUUCCUAAUUCUAAAUGUUUUGUGGCCAAAUGGUUACCACAAUUGCAAUAGUGAUACCAAUUUAUUAUUGUAUUCCAAUUGUGGAAGUAUCAUUUUGGAAUGAAAUUCUUUUCAUUGUUCCCAUAUUUUUGUAUUUUUUUUUUACUUUGGACAAAUGUGCACAGUGAAAGCACAUUAAACUGUGCCAAAUGUGUGAAGUUUAGUAAUAAAGAAAAAAUGUCUCAGAA